AGGCCAGGAAACUAAGGGGGAAAGUUCUGACUAAAAUAUAUAUCAACAAAAGCCAGGUCCUCGCCCAAGCUUGGUGAUGCAUCGUGGGUAGCCACAACACUGUGGCUCCUCUCCGGGGCCCAGCAGAGGGGACAAUUUGCUCACAAGUGCAUGUUACUGACCUCAAUGACCAUCUCCCCUUUGGAGGAAAAGAUCCGGAAAUGAGGUGACUGUGCCUCCCUACUGCUGAGGGAUCCUGUGGCCUUGUGGUCUGUCCUUGGAGGGGUCAAGGUCUUCUGAGCUUGAGGAGGUUGAGGGCUAUUGCAGGACAUGCUCUGGGACCUGCUGGGCUGGGGUAUCCACUUCUGGUCACUCUGAGGGGUCAGUUGAGAAGCCUGUCUUCUACAGGCCCUUGUGACAGCCUCUGACCUCCAGGGACCCUGUCCAGCUGGCUGAAUAGACAGAAAGAAAGGAGUCCUUCUCAGUCUUCAGUGGACCCAUCUGCUCGGUUAAAGAGCCCCAGUGGAGCCAGGGGUGGAACCAGUGUUCGGCCUGCAGAGGCCCUGGAAGAGCCAUGGCAGAUGUCUGUGACAGGGCCCCUAAUUUCCUCUCACCAUCUGAAAACCAGGCCUUGGGACCUGCCCUUGGCAGUACAGUUGCUUUGAAUUGCACAGCUUGGGUGGUCUCUACACCCCAGUGUCCCCAGCCCUCAGUACAGUGGCUAAAAGAUGGUCUUCCAUUGGGCAAUGGAAGCCACUUCAACCUCCAUCAGGACUUUUGGGUCGGCACCAACUUCUCAGAGGUUGUGUCCAGUGUUCUGGUGCUCAACUUGACCAAUGCUGAGGACUAUGGAAGUUUCACCUGCUCUGUCUGGAAUGUCAGCUCCCACUCCUUCAGUCUCUGGAGAGCUGGCCCUGCUGGCCAUGUGGUUGCAGUGCUGGCCUCCCUCCUUGUCCUGCUGGUUCUGCUGCUGGUGGCCCUGCUCUAUGUUAAGUGUCGUCUGAAUGUGCUGCUUUGGUACCAAGAUGCCUAUGGGGAGGUGGAGAUGAACGAUGGAAAGUUAUACGAUGCCUACGUGUCCUAUAGCGACUGCCCGGAGGACCGCAAAUUUGUGAAUUUUAUUCUGAAGCCUCAGCUGGAGCGGCGUCGGGGAUACAAGCUCUUCCUGGAGGACCGCGAUCUCUUGCCGCGCGCUGAGCCCUCUGCCGACCUCCUGGUGAACCUGAGCCGCUGUCGGCGCCUCAUCGUGGUUCUUUCAGACGCCUUCCUGGGCCGGGCCUGGUGUAGCCAGAGCUUCCGGGAGGGACUGUGCCGCCUACUGGAGCUCACUCGCAGACCUAUCUUCAUCACCUUCGAGGGCCAGAGGCGUGAGCCCAUGCACCCUGCUCUCCGGCUCCUGCGCCAGCACCGCCACCUUGUGACCCUGCUGCUUUGGAAGCCUGGCUCCGUGACGCCUUCCUCCGAUUUUUGGAAAGAGCUACAGCUGGCACUGCCCCGGAAGGUGCAAUACAGGCCGGUGGAGGGAGACCCCCAGACCCGACUACAGGAUGACAAAGAUCCCAUGCUAAUCGUGAGAGGACGAACUGCCCAGGGCCGGGGCAUGGAGUCAGAGCUGGAUCCAGACCCCGAGGGAGACCUGGGUGUCCGAGGACCUGUCUUUGGGGAGCCACCAACUCCACUGCAUGCAAGCAGGGUCUCCAUGGGAGAGGGCCACAGCAGUGAAGUGGAUGUCUCGGACCUUGGCUCUCGGAACUACAGUGCACGAACAGACUUCUACUGCCUUGUGUCUGAGGAUGAUGUGUAGCCCUUAUCCUGGCAGCCCAGAUCAUAGGUGGCAGCUUCCAGGGUAGAGGCAGGCACCUCUUCUCCCUAGGACCACAACCCUUGCCUGUAGCUCUGAACCUCGCGGGGAAGGAGCGUGGCUCCAGGGUGUCACAAAUAAACUUGUCUUUGCUCCUGCCUGG
Molecule: messenger RNA, 1943 nt
Organism: Peromyscus californicus insignis
Lineage: Eukaryota; Metazoa; Chordata; Mammalia; Rodentia; Cricetidae
Gene: Sigirr
Product: single Ig and TIR domain containing
Exons: 11
Coding region: 554-1783 (409 amino acids)
Biological process (GO): signal transduction
Source: RefSeq, a predicted model, not a curated record